AUGGAGGGAGAGGAGAGGAAAUGGGGCCCUGGGCAUCUGACUAAUCUCCAGAACGAGCUUAUCUGGGCACUGCUGGGCUCUGGACUGUCCCGGGAGGUCCUGGUCCAAGCACUGGAAGAACUUGAGCAAGAGAGGGUCACCCCUGGAGCAGAGAAGGGGGACAGGGGAGAUGGAGAGAGUUCGGAGGAGGGAGAAAUUGAUUUUCCACCCCCAAUAUUCCAGGAGCUGGAGGCACUACCCUCAGAGGAGGCAGCCAGAGAGAGGGCUCUGGUCGACCAACUGCUGCACUCCUGCUCCACUCCCCCCUUCCUGCCUCAAGCUCCUGCUCCACUCCCCCCUUCCGUCCUCAUCGUCCUGCUCCACUCCCCCCUUCCUGCCUCAUGCUCCUGCUCCACUCCCCCCUUCCUGCCUCAAGCUCCUGCUCCACUCCCCCCUUCCUGCCUCAAGCUCCUGCUCCACUCCCCCCUUCCGUCCUCAUCGUCCUGCUCCACUCCCCCCUUCCUGCCUCAUGCUCCUGCUCCACUCCCCCCUUCCGUCCUCAUGCUCCUGCUCCACUCCCCCCUUCCGUCCUCAUGCUCCUGCUCCACUCCCCCCUUCCGUCCUCAUGCUCCUGCUCCACUCCCCCCUUCCGUCCUCAUGCUCCUGCUCCACUCCCCACUUCCUCCCUCAUGCUCCUGCUCUACUCCCCCCUUCCUCCCUCAUUCUCGUGCUCCACUCCCCCCUUCCGUCCUCAUUCUCCUGCUCCACUCCCCCUUCCGUCCUCAUGCUCCUGCUCCACUCCCCCCUUCCGUCCUCAUGCUCCUGCUCCACUCCCCCCUUCCGUCCUCAUGCUCCUGCUCCACUCCCCCCUUCCGUCCUCAUGCUCCUGCUCCACUCCCCCCUUCCGUCCUCAUGCUCCUGCUCCACUCCCCCUUCCGUCCUCAUGCUCCUGCUCCACUCCCCCCUUCCGUCCUCAUGCUCCUGCUCCACUCCCCCCUUCCGUCCUCAUUCUCCUGCUCCACUCCCCCCAUCCGUCCUCAUGCUCCUGCUCCACUCCCCCCUUCCGUCCUCAUGCUCCUGCUCCACUCCCCCCUUCCGGCUGAGUGUCUCCAGAGGGGUGUGUCUUCGUCCCAGCUGGCUGGACUGGGCUCUAACCUGGUGACAGAGGUACGAGUGUACAACUGGUUUGCUAACCGCCGCAAGGAGGAGGCAUUCCGCCAUAAAUUGGCUCUCGAUACGCCUUACACCAGCCAAUCAGCAAACACCACCAACCACACUCUCGCACACAGCCCUGUGCAAGUUAUGAAGUACAGCCAGCAAAUCCCAUGUGACAGUCUGGGAUCAGCGAGGGGUCGCAGUGGAGACCGAGGCUUGGGAGGCCGCCUGGCCAGCCCCAUCCAACUUGAGCCCAGCCACACACUCCUGGAAACACACUAUCACAAACUAGUAUCAGGAGGUGGUCCACUGCCCCCAGUAAGCACCCUGACCUCACUGCACAGUCUGUCUGCCUCGCCUUCUCCCCCCCAGGGACUUAACAUGGCCUCCUUGCCCAGUGCCAUGAGUCUGGGAGAGUUCUCUCUCCUCAUAGGUCAAACAGUACCUGUCAUCAACAACGUGGGAGGCGGGUUCACCACCCUUCAGCCAAUCUCUUUCCAGCAGCAACUCACACAGCAGUUUCAGAAUCAUAUGGGCCACAGUCCUUUCAUGGCAACCAUGACAGGGCUUCCAUGUCACAUGUACAGCAAGUCCAGUAUGUCUCCCUACCCUCCGUCCAGCCUACUGUCCCAAGCCAUGGUUGUCACUGACAGCAGCAGCCUUGGAACACUGAUCAGUCUAAGCGCAGUCGGAGAGAUUCUGACAACAGACCCCGAAGAGGAGACAGAACAACCCUACGUUUACACUACCGCCACCGGCCUGUACCGUUGA
This is a messenger RNA of Salmo salar (Atlantic salmon), 1905 nucleotides long. The record is from RefSeq and is a predicted model, not a curated record. Lineage: Eukaryota; Metazoa; Chordata; Actinopteri; Salmoniformes; Salmonidae.